AUGGCAGAUACCCCCGACGAUCACCAACCGGAAGGUGGCCCCACGGGCAUGAAACGCCCACAACAGGGCGUCAAUGAUCUUAUUUAUGCCAUCAAGGAGGGGCAGAAGGAAACCGUCGAGAAUCUCCUACAAACACACAAGGAGCUUUUAAACGCUGAAUUUGAUUACUGCUUAGGAGGUGAAAAACCUCAAACCGAGUCGACCACUCCGCUGUUUCUGGCGAUAAAGCUAAGCCGCCAGAAAGUGAUGUCUAUCCUUGUAGACAAAGGUGCAGAUCCUGAUCUGGCGGUCUCGGAAGCGAAAUAUGUCGAUUUCGACGACGACCUGGUCCAAAGGCUUAAAGUGGCCAUUAUCCGAGAUGACGCGAAAGAUUUACAUGAGAUUCUCGCCACGGAGGCUAAUCAAAGUCUCCUGAAUGGUCGGUUUAAGUACACCGUGGAAGACAGUGAGGGUCAGGUGAUGGGCAUGACACCAUUAAUGCUCGCCGCAGCCUUGGGCAAGGAAGAAAUUACGGAAAUCCUACUAGAAAAGGGGGCGGAUCCCUAUGCAUUUACGAUCAGCGGUGGCUCAACUGCAUGUUCGCUUGCCGCAUACUAUCAUCAUCGCAAUAUUGUCAAAAGUAUCUUGGGUAAGGAAAACGUCACUAAAGAUAUCUUGGAGGUGAAAAAUUUCUUGGGGGCAACCCCUCUUCUUAUCGCAGCCGAGAGAGGAAGCGUUGAAAUUUUUGAGUUCCUGGUGAGAAAAGAAGUGGAAUUGAGUGUCGAGGAUUAUCGUGGAAAUUCAUGGUUACAUCUUGCAGCCGGGGGUCGGAACGAACAUGUUUGUUCAGACAAGCCGGGGCAGGGUUAUUUGAAGAUGAUUGACUCCAAUAUUCGCAAAGAUGAUUUUAAACUACUGGAAAGAAAAAACCGCGACCAGGAGACAGCCCUCAUUCUUGCUGCCACCCAUGACAAAGCCGAUAUCAUCAAUCUUCUUCUUGCAAAAGGCGCGAAUAUCGAGAGUGCAGACAGAUGGGGCUACACGCCUCUACUCAACGCAGCUGCAUUCAAUGGCAAUCGUGCCAUUCUGGUUCUUUUGAAAGAUGCAAACAUAACGGCACGAUCAUUCUUUGGGCAGAAUGUGCUACAUGUUGCUUGCGUGGAAGGCUCCGAUGAAAUCGUGGAAAGUAUUCUUGAGCAGGAACCUAGGCACAUAAUCGGUCUUAUUCGCUCCAAAGACCUUUCAAAUGAGACUCCUUUGCAGGCGGCAAUUUCCAGUGAUAAUCCUUCUAUCGUAUUCAAAUUGCUAAACUCGAAUUAUUAUAUGCCGGUCGACCCUCUGCAGGGUGAAACACAUUUCUCUCUCUUUGACGAACAAGCCUCAGUGAGCGACUACCUUUUGAAGCGAGGAUCAGAUAUUCUGAAUCAUAUUACCCCUGUCUUUUACUGGGCAUUGCUGAAUGGGAACAAGGACCUGAUUGAUGUCGUCAUGAAACAGGAGAAGCUUCCAGAGUUACAGAAUCGCCAAGGUAUCACAUGGCUUCAUGUAAUUGCGCUCAGUAGUGCCACUGAGGUAUCUACAUGGGACACUGAAAAGCUCAAUUUGAGCGACGAUAUUCUAGCCAUGUCCAGCAGUGGAAAGACACCAUUGCAUUUUGCAGCGGAGAAGGGGAAUUUCAGGCUGGUGCCAUAUCUUCUACGGCUUCUUCUUCAGCUUGUCGGAAAUAAUGAAAGGAAGAAGGAAGACAAUAACGAGGUUUUUCACCUUAUACUUGGGGAAGGAAAAAGGCCUACGGGCCUGAUAUCAUUGAUCGUCGAUAAAACGAAUAUGGGCGCCUUCGAAGAAGAGCUUUGGAAAAUACUACGUCGCAUAGUCAAUCAUGGCUCAGGGUUUGACAAUCACUCAGAGCGUGCUGAGCUUGUCAUGGGAGCUGCAUUUUGGAGGUUUACGACUGGGGAAGAGAAAGCCUUCAAUGAUCUGAGGAAGCAGAUCGAAGGGGAAGAAGCAAACAUGCAGCCGCUCGAAUUCGCCAUCAAACACAAAUACCCAUUGGCACUUUGGUGGCUUCUAUCCAGCGGCGAAUACUUUGGAGAAAUCCACAUUAAGAAGGGGGAAGACUUUGCAGAUAAUUAUUACGAAAAGCAGGCAGACAGAGCGAAAGGUUCCCGUGAAGAAGUGAUUUCAAAUCUUUUGAGCAAUCCUCCUCCGCUGCGUCGACCAACGGAUGGCAAACUUCCUCCACAGUUCAUGUACGAUGAGCACAGUAUUGCCAAGGAUGAACACCACGGAACAGUUGUCGAUGUUGCUUUUACAACGAAAUCCGGAAUCACGAUGAACGUCAAGCGUGCCCCAAUCGCCGAUAUCAUAUAUCAGAAAGGGCCUAAAGCCAUAAUGAGCGAAGUCGGGAUCAGCGAUCCUCAACAAAUAUUUGACAUCAUCUAUAUGGAAAGAUCUAAAUAUGCAAAGAAACCAUUCGUUCCAGACAACAAAAAUGCACAAAUAACACCCAAAGAGCUUGAGCAGCAAAGAAGCAGCAAACUAGAGCAAGCAGAACCGUCAGAGUCAAAGGAGGCCGAUGAAACCACGAAGAAAAUUGAAUUUCGAUGGAUUCAUUUGCCAACAAACAAUGAGCUGAUGAUCCGAGUUUCCAAAGAAAGAGGUGAAAGCAAGGAGAUGCCCUAUAUUUGCUGGGCAAAGGAGCCAGAUCAAAUCCCGGAUGAAGGAAAUCCCGAUGCUGUCUUCUUGUCUUCUUCGGAUCCAGUAUCUCACGAAAUUUCACACAGCUGCCUUACCCUCGACCAGUACUAUUAUGAGUCACUUGAUUAUACAAACAACAGAGAUCGCGAUCAAGUUCUUGGGCGAUUGUUUAGGCAAACUGCAGAAAAGACAAGCAAGGAUAAGACUACACAAAAUAUAACCAUCUUAAAAAAAAAGAAAAAAUCGAUUAAUGGUAAGACAAAGAUCCAAGAGGACCUGGCGCGAAUGAAGACCAUAUCUCCUGUUGUCACCCAAAGCCCUGUGGAAGAGAGUCACUUUGAUAGGGGUGGCGAGGCUCAGCAUGAAAUAUCAGAAGCCGACACGGCUCAACUUGAAGUCCAACAGCGACCACAGAACAACCAAAGAAAUCCACUAGCCGAAGCUCAACACGAAACACAACAUGUCAAGACACCUCAUCCUGCUGUUCCACCAGAGCCGCGAGGGGGUCAAAAAACCGAUGGAGUGAUUGGAACUGCAAAAAGCUCGAUGCCCGAUAAAAAGUCCGCAAGUCAGGGAGAAGAGAUGGGAGAAACCCAAAUCCUAGUUGUGAAUCAAUUGUGGAUAUGGAUUAUCUACGACGGUACAAUCAUCACCAGUGUGACUAAAGAGGUUGAAGAUAGUGAUAAUACCUUUUUGCAACGAGUCCUUGACAAUAUUUAUCAAGCUGAUUUCGAGACUGUCGAUCAAGGCAAGAGCACACGCCAGACCAAUGACCAAGGCCAAAGCACCCAAAUGCUUCAAAAUCAAAUUUUACAAGUAAUAUUAGACACCGCCCAAGGCAUGUUCAAUGCGCGGGAUAUCAAAGUUUCUGCAAAUAUCAAGGUUUCACCGUUGGAUGCCUAUCGGAAGGCCAUUCAAAGGAUGCGCGACGGCGAGAUCAACCUCUUUUCUGAGUUUCAAAGUUCUCUUGAUCACAAGAAAAAGGACCCCAGCCCCCCAGAACCGACAGAAUACUUCGGAGAUUCGAGAAAUUCGAAGAAAGAGGACAAAGAGGACAAAGAGGACAAACCAGAGAACCCAUACGAAAACAUAUACGAUGAGACGGAACUGUUGAAGGAGAUCAAGGACAUUUUGGAUGAGCUGAACAUCUUGAAAACUCUGGCGCUCGAUCAGGACCACGUCAACAGUCUCCUGAAGCACACCAGAUUGAAGGGUAGAAGUCAGACCCCGGCAUUUUCCUUGGGAGAAUUCAGCUCAGAGAUUGAAAGCAUGGCCCAAGAUGCCCAAAACCUUCAGAGCGACAUCAACACUCUAUUGAGUUUGAAACAACAAAAAGCUGGCAUUGUGGAGGCUCAGGCGACUCGGAGACAAAGUGAUACUGUCAUGACAUUUACAGUAGUGACCAUAAUUUUUCUACCUGCUUCUUUUUUGACUAGUCUGUUUGCAUUGGACAUUUCAGAUUUCCCCCACGAAAACGGAAGCGUCGCAUACAAAGGGUGGUGGAUAUUUCCAAUUAUAUUUGGUGUUUCUUUUCUUGUUUCAGCAUUCUUCGUGGCCCUUGCCUUCAACGCGAACCUGCUCAAGCAUAAUCUUCCUGCCUAUGGACCGAAUUUCUUCCAUCAAUCUGAGGAGACGGACAUCGGCAAGGAAGUGGAAGAUAGCAAGAGCAUGGUUAAUGAAGUUUCUCCUCCGCUCCAUGCUACUUCUAGUCCUGAGAAACCGGUGUUGAGAGUGAACAAAAUAUCCUGGCACAGAAGGGGCCUUACUAGACCACCGGAUCCAGAAGGACAGCAAGUUCCUGGCGGAUCUGAAAUAGUAGAGGUGGAGAGGAACGCAGUCGGGUGA
Molecule: messenger RNA, 4521 nt
Organism: Penicillium verhagenii
Lineage: Eukaryota; Fungi; Ascomycota; Eurotiomycetes; Eurotiales; Aspergillaceae
Exons: 8
Coding region: 1-4521 (1506 amino acids)
Biological process (GO): transmembrane transport; metal ion transport
Cellular component (GO): membrane
Molecular function (GO): metal ion transmembrane transporter activity; protein binding
Source: RefSeq, a predicted model, not a curated record